Molecule: messenger RNA, 1180 nt
Organism: Paramecium pentaurelia
Lineage: Eukaryota; Ciliophora; Oligohymenophorea; Peniculida; Parameciidae
Source: the annotation of a GenBank genome assembly
AUGUAGUAAUUUGAUUAAGAAAUCCUGGUUAGUGAAGUGGUUCAAAUCAGAAAUACUAAAACAGGAAGCUAUUUGACUGCUACAGGAUUUAAUACUUAAGAGAAGGGAUUUUUGUUUAGUAGUACUCCAAACAUAAAUAAUUAUUACGUGGUUGGAAGUGAUGAUCCAAAUAACCAUUAUACACUUUGGACUAUAAUUAAAAUGUUUGAUGAUAUAAAUAGAAUAAAUUAUGGUGAUAUUGUUUUUCUAAAGAAUUUAAGUACUAAAUUGUUUUUGAUAUAUGAAUUUGAGAAAUUUUCAGAAGUUUCUAACUAAGUAAGGGUUUCCUUGCAUGAGAAAAGAUAAGAAAAUUAUCCAUUGAUUUUGCAAUAACAGGGAGAAUAAAUAUUUUAAACAAAGUCAUAUAAUAUAUAGAGUGGUGUACAAUUGAAGAUCUAAACUACAAAAUUAACUCAUUUUUUAUAAGCCUCAAAUAAAAAUUAUACUUCCAAAUAGGUCAAAGAAUAUAAAGAAAUAUCUUGCAGUAAGGAUAGCGAUUAUAAUAAUUGGGAAAUUAUUAAAUUGAAUCCAGAGAAAUAAUAAUUAUUUGAAAUUAAACCAACUUGGUAAUUGAAGAUAAAUAAUCAAGAAAUCUUUGAUAGUGAUAAAAUAAUCAUAAGAAAUUAUAAAAGUGGAUACUCUUUACAUUCUCAUAAAAAUAAAUAUUCUUCUACUGGAAUGCAAGAAAUUACAUGUUUUAGUUAUGAAAGAGAUGGUAAUAUUAUUUAUUAAAAAUGAUAGUUAAUGAUUGGUGGGUGAUAUAAUAAACUUUUUAAAUGGCCUAAAAGUAGAUCCAAGAUUAAAUGCCAAUAAAUUUAGUUCAUUAAGAAACAAUCAAAUUUUUAAGUGUAGAUGAGAUAAAUCUAGCCAAAUCUAAAAAUGGUAAUUAAGUCAGGGGUAUGCCAUCACCUAUAUAAUAAUCAUUUAUUAUUUCAAGUAUAUAUAUAAUUAUCAUUUUAUAGCUAUUGAUAAUUAACAACUCAUUGUGGGUAAACCAUUUUUUUUAUUUUAUUAACCAAUCAAUAAAUAUUUGUGUUAAGGACCAUCAUUAUCAGAAAUGCAAUAAACAUAAUAUGAAGUUAUAAUGACAGAUAAAUUAUCAACUUCAUGUUUAUGGGUUAUUGAAAAAAAAAUUAAAUGA